UUAAAAUAAGUACAUAGAUUUUUCCGACAGAAGUGUAUCGCUACAAAUCAUUUCAAAGAAAAAAUAAUUUUUCUCAACAUUUGAAACUAGAUUUACAUUUUAAAAAUUUCUAAAUAAUUUAUUAAAAUGGCAGACGGAUAUAUGACAGCUAAUAAAAUGUCUCAUCAUGCUCGCGAGAAGGAGGAAAAACGAGCCCAAGAGCGACGGAGAAAUUUGACGUAUCUCGUGACUGACUUUCUACGAGAACAGGGGUACACAAAUACAGCACACGCUUUAGCAAAUGAAGCCCGUUUGUCUGGAGAUGUUCAAGUUUGUGAUAAUAUCGAUCUUGACACAAUCCUGCUUGAAUAUUCUGAUUAUUAUUUUGCCAAAUUCAAUAAAUACCCUAAACUUUGCAAAAAGUGUGAACCUUCAUUAAACAAUCUCUCGCUGCAGAAUCCAGGGAAGAAGGAAAAGACAAACAAGAAUAUUAGAAAAUCUGCAGACGAAAAUGAUCUAGUCAAAGGAACAGCUCAUAAGGAAACAAAUAUUUUAGCCAUCGAACCAAAUCUAGAAAUUACAGUAACUCCCAUUUUUGCAAUUCCUCAUGAAGGAAACAAUGCUCGAAAUCAAAAUAAGAACCUAAAUAGGGAGAACAAUUAUAUUAAAGAAAAGGUUCUAAAGCCAAUUGGAGAUUUGUAUCCAGUUGGAUCGGACUGGAGAGAAAUUGCCGACAUUAUUUCCAAAGAAAUCGUACUGACGAAUUUAAAUGUUCAUUGGAGUGAUGUAAAAGGUUUGGACGAGUGUAAAGUUCAACUGAAAGAAGCCACCGUUUAUCCUCUGAAGUAUCCUUCCCUUUUUUGUGGAAAAAUUAAACCAUGGAGGGGAAUUUUACUUUACGGCCCUCCAGGAACAGGAAAAACUAUGCUCGCUAAGGCAGUUGCAACAGAAUGCGAAGCAACAUUUUUUAAUGUGACCUCAAGUUCUAUCGUCAGUAAAUGGAGAGGAGAAACUGAAAAAUACAUUCGAGUUCUCUUGGAUCUUGCAAAACACUACGCCCCUUCGAUCAUUUUUAUCGACGAAAUCGAUUGGACAGCGAUAAGUAACGACGAUUCUGCAAUGUCAAAAUCUGAGCCAAGUAGAAGAUUCCGAGCUGAAUUGCUUGCAAGAUUGGAUGGAUUAUUAACAAUGGAAAAUGCAAAUAUAUUAUUGCUAGCAGCCACAAACAUUCCGUGGGAUUUGGAUGCAGCCUUGCUACGAAGAUUAGAAAAACACAUUCACGUGGGCCUUCCUGACGAGAAAACUCGAUUGGAAAUUCUCGGAACUUACGUUUCUGAAAGUGUAAUUUCUACUUCAGAAUUUUCAGACCUCCUAAAACAAACAAGCGGAUUUUCUUGCGCCGAUGUCAAAUUAUUAUGUAAAGAAGCCUGGAUGAAGCAAUUGCGUCCAAUUUGGAAGUACCUGGAAAGCAAUCACGUCAUGAUAAAUGACGUCGAAUGUGAUAGCUUCAUCAAUAAAAUUAAAUACCUCAAAAAAGCGAUGGAACUUAUCAGACCGGUUUCAGCAAAUCUUGAAAUUAGAUACAAAGAAUGGAACAAAAUUGAUAAACGGGAUUCGCAAAACACUUUAGUAAAAAAUGCAACUUCACAGCAAACUGAAGAAUGCGAACCAGCAGAUGAAGAUAUUAUUUUUAAAUCUAGAAACUAUUCACCUUUAGAUUCUAUUCCCCCUGAUUUAUCAUCAGGAUGGCAAAGAAUUGAGCUUUAAUAGAAAUAAAAUGUAUUUUGAAAG
This is a messenger RNA of Belonocnema kinseyi, 1770 nucleotides long. Its product is annotated as katanin p60 ATPase-containing subunit A-like 2. The coding region runs from base 127 to 1746 and encodes 539 amino acids. Gene Ontology annotation, molecular function: ATP binding; protein binding; ATP hydrolysis activity. Lineage: Eukaryota; Metazoa; Arthropoda; Insecta; Hymenoptera; Cynipidae. The record is from RefSeq and is a predicted model, not a curated record. The transcript is spliced from 8 exons.